UAGAUGCUUUACUCGAAUAUUCUCGAUAUCUCUUGUAAUUUCUCAUCGACAGAGCGCGCUUAUCGUGGAGUAUAUAAGAGACGAAGCGCGCGGUAGGUGAAACAGUUUGAAUUGACAAAGCGUUGAGCGAGUUAGUAUUGUUUUGUGCGAGUUUUGAAAAACAAACAAGUUUUCAAAAUGUCUUUGAUGCCGUAUUGGAUGCGUCAUCUGAGGAAUUUGGCUUACCGUGAUCCUGUCAUUAGGGCUUUGGAGGAUCCAUUCGCUGUCUUCGCCAAGGACCCAUUUUUUAGAGAUCCUCUGAAAUAUAUGAAACAAGUGACAUCUCCAACUGAAGAUCAUCAUGGGAUUGAAGGCGUAUAUUCCGAUUCCGAAGUUAAGGUUGAUGGAAAGAAGGUGGAGGUGCAUUUAGAUGUGCAGAAUUUCAGUCCAGAACAGAUUCAAGUGAAGACAGUCGGGAACGAGAUAAUGGUUGAAGGGAAGAAAGAGAUAAAACGUGAGGAUGGAUGGACAAGGAGUCAUUUUGAACGUAGAUUUUUGUUACCUGAUGGAUUCCCUCCGGAGCGCGUCGAAUGUCACCUGGAUAAAGGCAAGCUGAAGUUGGUCGCCUUCAGAUCGGAACCUUUGUCAGAAAGGACUAUUCCUAUCCAGGAUAAGUCGUCUGAGAAGGAAAAAUCGUGAAGAGUUUACUUGUUUCUUUGAAAUUUGCGUACAUACUUUUUAUUGCGUCAGACUGAUUAGUUUGUAAUUUUAACUCGUUUAUAGAUUUUAAAUAAAAUAAUUUUAGUUU
Molecule: messenger RNA, 787 nt
Organism: Diatraea saccharalis (sugarcane borer)
Lineage: Eukaryota; Metazoa; Arthropoda; Insecta; Lepidoptera; Crambidae
Source: the annotation of a GenBank genome assembly